Molecule: messenger RNA, 2128 nt
Organism: Stegodyphus dumicola
Lineage: Eukaryota; Metazoa; Arthropoda; Arachnida; Araneae; Eresidae
Product: serine/threonine/tyrosine-interacting protein A-like
Biological process (GO): negative regulation of protein binding; protein dephosphorylation; negative regulation of SCF-dependent proteasomal ubiquitin-dependent catabolic process
Cellular component (GO): cytoplasm; nucleoplasm
Molecular function (GO): F-box domain binding
Source: RefSeq, a predicted model, not a curated record
GUAGACGAAAGCAGCUGAAACUUGUUUUUUUCUGAACCAAAUUUGGCAAUAUUAGGACCUGUACCAAGUUUGAUUUAAUAGCGUGUACUUUUGUAAACCGGAAAUUUGUCUGAUUGACAAAGAAACCAUAUAACAGUGAUUUUAAUAAAUAUUAUUUUAGAAUUAAAAUUUAGUAUUUUUUUGUUGUCAUUCAGUACACUUUUAGCCAAUAUGUUCUGAAUUUUUUUCAAUAAAAACUGUAAUGGACAAGAAUAUUGUCUUGUUAAUCUGUUGUUGAAGGCUGCUUAAAUCAGAAUUGCUUGUCGGAAGGUUCAUCAGUAUUCAAUGUGUUGGAAUUAUUCAAUGAAAGAAAUGCAGGAAAUAAUUCCUGGUUUAUUUCUUGGUCCUUGUACUGCUGCAAGUAAAGCAAAAUUGCAGGAACUGCAAGAAAUUGGUAUCACUCAUAUAGUAUGUGUGCGGCAUCAUUUAGAAGCUAAUUUUAUAGAGCCACAGUUUCCAGACAAGUUUGUAUAUACUGUUUUAGAUAUUGCUGAUGCUGCAACGACAAACAUUAUUCCAUUUUUUCCUCAGGUGAAACAGUUUAUAGAUAGUUGUUUUAAAAAAGGAGGGAAAGUCCUUGUGCAUGGUAAUACAGGUGUAUCCAGAAGUGCAUCACUAGUCAUUGGUUACAUAAUGGAAACCUUUUGCCUGCCAUACAGAGAUGCCUUUACAUUAGUAUUAAAUAAGAGACUUUGCAUAUGUCCAAAUGAAGGUUUUAUGCAACAGCUAAAAGAAUAUGAACCCAUUUAUAAAGCCCAAAAGACACUAUUAAAUGGCCAUACAUCCAAAGUUACAGGAAAAUUAAAAAGGAAGUAUGAUGAAUCAGAAGACUCUGACUGUUUAAACAAUCAAAUGGAUGUGUGUGAUGAAUCUAACAUUUUAUGAGACUGUUCCUUCGUAUGGUAAUAAAUGACUACCAGUUCAUUUUAUGUACCUGAAUCUGAUUUAAGAGCUUUGGUGGAUCUUCCAAUUUUUGUGAUGUCUUAUUUAUAAUUUCGUACUAAAAUGUUUCACUAAUCCCUUAGGUGCUUUGUUUGUGUUGAUGAAAAUAUGCACCAAGGAAUAUGUUUUCAUAUUGUGUGGAAACAUCACCUAUUAGUGUGUGCAGAUGUUUUAUCACUUUUGUAUGCCAAAAAUUGUUUGAAAAUCGUGCAUUUCUAGAUAAAAUAGAGGUUUACAAAAAGUAUUUUUUUAUGAAGAAGCUCAGAUUUUGUAAUCUAAGAAUUGCACAUUAUAAGAUCCACAAGUUCAUUAUUAAAAAUGAUUUUUUAGUCUGAUAUGAGUCAAAUAUUUGUAUAGAUCAGACAUCUCCUAACGGAAUUAAAUGAAAUGUAUUUCCCUUUAAAAAAAUAUUGUUAAAAAUAUUUAGCAUUUGCAAAUAAUAUGCGGAAAAUUGAUAUGAUUUAAAGAAAUUCAUGGUUCAUCAAAUUACCACAUGCUUUUUUAAUUAUGUUAUGUUUUUAUGACUUUAUUGAAAUUCAUGUUUUAUACAGUUAUGUCAUACUAAUUCAAUUAAUUAUACAUCCUUAAAAUUUCAUGUUUAAGCAAUUUAAAUUCCAUUAUGGCAUUAUUUUGAAGAGCAUAUUUUGUGAGUGAAUCAGUGUUCUAUAAAAUAUUUUUUUUAAAAAGGCUUUAAAAAGGCUUUGAGAAAUUUGUACUGCUUUUUCAAAUAUUGUCUGCAUUUAUUAUUAUUAUUAUUUUGUUUGUAAAUUUUAUAUUUAAGAAGGAAAUUAAAAAUCAGAGCAUAUGUUUCAUAAUAUCAUAUGGCCAUUUACUCAUAAUAUAUGUAUUUUCAUUUAUAGUGUAUAUCAUAAUUAGGCCUAUAAAGUAAUAUCUAGUACAAUACAAAGUCCGUAAUUCGGACGUCCAUUAUCCGGAAUGAUAUAUAAUCCGGACCUCAAAGCCACAAACUUACACAUGCGCGCGUCCACUACGCAUGCGCAUACAGAGAAGAGAUGCUGUUUACAGAAGAGAGAAUUAAAGAAAAAACGAAGCAACUUAAACAACUUAAGAAAUGUUUAAUAAAGUAAACAAAUAAAUAUCAAGUUUUUUUGUAAAUUUUGAUACCCUUUAGAUCAUAAUUGCUCUU